GAAAAGCGUUCUCGUUCUGUCAUUUUGCUGUCAAUUUUCAAUUGUAAAAGUCAUUCGGUUUAUUGUAGAGUUUCAAACAAUAAGAAUAAAAAUGUUUGAUGCGGCUGGAAAUCCACCCCCGUUCUGGCACAAUGGCCCAACUCCUGGUGGUCUGUAUAAUUUUCCAGGCCCUAAGACGGCCCCUAGUGACUUUAGACAACAUUCACAGGCUCCGGUCACCACUGCGACUUCAAUAGUGGCCAUGCAAUACAACAAGGGUGUUAUAAUUGCAGGCGACCUUCUUGGCUCUUAUGGGUCUUUGGCAAGAUACAGAAAUUGUCCAAGAAUCAUGAAAGUUAACGAUAAUAUUAUUUUGGGGGCAGGUGGCGAUUAUGCCGAUUUUCAAUACGUCAAGGACAUAAUCGAGCAAAAAAUCAUUGAUGAAGAUUGUUUGGAUGAUGGUUUCAAGCUGAAACCAAAAUCUCUUUACUGCUGGUUGACCAGAAUUAUGUACAACCGCAGGAGCAAAUUCGACCCUUUCUGGAACAAUUUUGUUGUUGGGGGCCUUCAAGACGGGGAGCCCUUCCUUGGAACUGUCGAUAAAUUAGGAACCGCUUACACAGAUAAAAUCGUUUGUUCUGGUUACGGAGCAUACAUAGCUGUGCCCCUUCUGAGAGAAGCGCUAGAAAAAAAUCCCACCCCUAGCAAAGCCGAGGCUAGGGCUCUUGUGGAAAAGUGCAUGGAAGUUUUGUAUUACAGGGACGCCAGGAGUUAUCCCAAAUAUCAAAUUGCAACGAUCGAUGAAGCCGACGGUGCCGUUGUCGAGGACCUCGUCAGCGUGAACCAAAAUUGGAGCUUGGCGCAUAUGAUUUAUUAAUUAUUUUUUGUAUUUUGUAAUUGAAAAUAAAGGAAUGAAAUUUGA
Tribolium castaneum (red flour beetle) is the source of this 901-nucleotide messenger RNA. It is a transcript of the gene Prosbeta7, whose product is annotated as Proteasome beta7 subunit. Lineage: Eukaryota; Metazoa; Arthropoda; Insecta; Coleoptera; Tenebrionidae. Gene Ontology annotation, cellular component: proteasome core complex. The record is from RefSeq and is a predicted model, not a curated record. The transcript is spliced from 3 exons. The coding region runs from base 92 to 856 and encodes 254 amino acids.